Molecule: messenger RNA, 459 nt
Organism: Lactuca saligna
Lineage: Eukaryota; Viridiplantae; Streptophyta; Magnoliopsida; Asterales; Asteraceae
Source: the annotation of a GenBank genome assembly
AUGGUACUCUUUCCCAAGGGAUAUUGCACCUGCACUUCACGCACGUUGGACGCUAAGCUUGAAAUAAUGAAGAAACGAAGAGUGCAUGUUCCUGCAUUCAUUGAUUGGCAUUGGAUUGGACAAAAGGGGUUGAUGGAUGCCAUGGAUCCUUAUCUUGACAAGCUAUUUAAUGGAUUUCAUGGCCAAUUUAUGUGCUUGGGGUGGAGACGGAUUUCUGAAAUUCAAGAGGUGGUUUCCAAGGAAUUGGUUUAUGAGUUUCUUACAAAGGUUUAUUUUGCAAGAAAAUAUGGGAUUUAUGACGAUGAUAACCUUACAUUUUCCCUUGGUGGGGAAAGGUGUUCUCUUAGCCUCACAGAUUUUGCACUUAGGACGAGAAUUUAUCUUCCGUCCGAGGUUCAUACGGAAUUGUACCAACAGUUAAUUGCAGCAGCUUCUAUAAGAAAUAUUGAGUGGUUAUAG